AUGAGUGAAUCAUCAUUAAAUUUUUCUGUGGAAAAUGGUAAUGGGCAGAAAUUUUAUUUUGCUGAUCUUGCAAAAAAGAAUAUCACAAGUGAGGAUUUAUAUUUAUGGUCAAUACCAAUUGAUAUUAUUGAAGAAUAUCAAAGAUAUUUAGAAUCCAAUAAUGCAUUUUUAUCAAAACAAUUCAUUUAUAAUUGUACUUUACCAAGAUUUGGACUAAUGUGUCAAUAUGAAUUAUAUUACUAUGAUCAAAAUUUUUCGUUAUUGAAUGAAAUGAUUUAUAAUUACUAUUUAAGAAUGGCCCGUAAUAUAAAUGGUUUGACUUGUUAUAAUCAUUUAAAAUGUAAUCGCGGUUAUUCACCAGCGUGUUUAGAUUGGACAGAAAUUUGUGAUGGUAAAGUUGAUUGUCUUAAUGGAGAUUAUGAUGAAGAAAAUUGCUGGGAACUUGAAUUAAAUGAAUGUAAAUCAAAUGAAUAUCGCUGUACAAUUGGACAAUGCAUACCGAAUGAAUUUUUUGAAGAUAAUGAAGGAUAUUCCGAUUGUGUUGACGGAUCGGACGAAAAAAAGAAUCAUCGCCAAGAGCAACGUGAUACUUCCGCACAAGUACCAGUAUUUAGAUAUUACGAUGCGAAAUGUGAAACGACAUUUCUAACAAGUACUUGUGACCAUGCUCAACAUAGAACUCAACUCAUCGAAUCGAUGUUUUCAAUGAAAUACGAAUCUGCAUCGGAUAAGUGUUGGUUUGCUUUUAAAUGUAUGUUUGAUAUGUCAAGUCUAGAAUAUCCGUAUAUAUCUUCUAAUACUAUCGAAAAAGAAUGUAUACCUGCAAUAAGAAAAGAAUGUCCAGAUGCAUUAUAUGUUCCCAACAUUCCAUCAUACCUAGGUCAUGUUUAUACAGCUUACAAGAAGAAUGAUGAACCACUCGGCCAUAGGUUUAUCGUACCUUAUUUAUGUUCAAACAAAUCUUUUCAUGAUGGAUCACUUAAAUUAGUUUCAGACAUAUCACUGAACAAUACAAUAUGUUUUGUUUCUCCUAAUCUUUCGCGUUUCGACAUUUCUGGUAGUUCUAUUAUGACAACUCGAUAUAUAAAUACCAUGAACAAUAUUUUUCAACAGAUCAAAAAUUUUAAUCCAAUCAUUAAUUUUCCUUUGAAUCAAUGCAGUCGAUUCAAUUUUUAUCAAUGUAUUAAUUCAUCAAAAUGCAUUUCAUUCCAACGUUUAAUCGAUGGUAUACUUGAUUGUCCUUAUAAUGAUGAUGAAACGAUAUCUCCAGAUAACAAUCCUCAAUUAUUUAUUCGAAUAAAAGACAAAUAUUAUUAUUGUUUUUUUACCAACAAAUACAUCUCUAAAGUAUUAAUUUUCGAUAAAAAGUGUGAUUGUGGUUUUAUUGAUUCAUUUUGUGAAGAUGAACAUGAAGUCCAAAACUUUACUCGAAGAAUAAUAUCUUUUCAGACAACAUGUGAUGGAUUCACUGAAUUAUCUUCAAUAAUAAUUAACGAACAAAAUCAGACAGAUGAAACGAAUUGUGAACAAUGGGAUUGUAAUAAUAUUUAUACUCGAUGUGAUGAAAUAUGGAAUUGUUUAGACGGAGAAGAUGAAAUGGGUUGUGACAUAUCAUCAACUAUUUAUAACUGUUCUUCAAAUAGUCGAAUAUGCGUGACAUUAGAUACAUAUGAAUUCAGAUGUUUACCACUGAAUCAAAUUAAUGAUGGUCAAGUCGAUUGUCUUGGUGGGACUGAUGAAACAAGAAUAUGUUCAUCGACGACGACGACUGAACUUAUAGGAAGGUUUUAUUGUAUGGGUAGCAGUCCACCACAUUGUAUUUUUGAUAUUGAUUUAUGCAAUAAUAUCGAAGAUUGCCCAUCUGGAGAUGACGAAAUAUUUUGUCAAAAAAAUCGAUCGAUCCCGAGUACUAUUUGUGACCAGAUGUCCACAGAACUACCUACUGAUAUUGAAAGAUUCUUCUGUAAGCUUUUGGAAAAGCUUGAGCCUAAUAAGGAAAAACAUAAAUAUUUUAGAAUAAAUGGUUUCAAUGAAUCGUUGGAAAUUAAAGAAGGUAGAUUAAAUAAUAUGUUUCCUAAAGUUACACUUUCCGAUAUACUACCAUUGCUUGAUAAACGUCGUUGUUAUCAAGGUCUUGAUUUACGUGUUUGGUUAAAUUAUCGUUCAAAUAAUUAUACAAGUACAUGUCUUUGUCCACCAACUUAUUAUGGAAAGCAAUGUCAAUAUCAAAAUCAACGAAUAAGUUUAUCAUUAAAAUUUCAUGCUUCGAAAGAUUUAUCGCAAGUAUCAUUUGCAAUAUUAAUUUUACUUAUUGAUAAUACAAAUCAACGAUUAAUUCAUUCUUUUGAACAAUUUACUUAUUUAUCAUCAAGAGAUUGUACAAAUAAAUUUAAUAUGCAUUUACUUUAUGCAAAUCGACCAAAACAUUUGAAUAAAACAUAUUCAAUACAUAUUGAUAUUUAUGAAAAAAAUUCUCUCGAAUAUCGAGGAAGUUUUAUUUAUCCUGUUCAAUUCUUAUUUUUACCAGUUCAUCGUUUAGCUUUUAUUCUCAAUAUUCCAUCUUCAUCUGAUCAUCAACAGCAACAAACCUGUUCAAAUGAUCAAUGUCAACAUGGAAAAUGUAAGAAAUAUAUCAAUGAAAAAGAAACAUUUUGUCAAUGUGAUAAAGGAUGGUCUGGACAAUAUUGUCAUAUUCCACAUAAUUGUGAUUGUUCAUUAAAUUCCUUAUGUAUUGGAAUAUCAAGUCAUAAUCGAUCAAUAUGUUUAUGUCCAAAAAAUCAAUUUGGUACUCGAUGUUAUCUUCAUAAUCGAAUAUGUGCAAAUUCUCCAUGUAAAUAUAAUGGAACAUGUAUACCACAUGAUGAUUUUAUGUUAUCAAAAAAUCAAGGAUAUAUUUGUUUGUGUCAAAAUGGUUUUAGUGGAAAUCGAUGUGAAAUAAUUGAUACACAACUGAAUUUAAUAUUUGAUAAGAAUAUUCUUUUAUCCCAUUCCGUAUUUAUUCAUUUUAUAACAAUCAUUUCAUACAAGUAUACUUCAAAUAUUCUUCCAAAAAAUACACCACUAAGAUUAACUGCUUUACAGACCAUAUCUCAAGCAACAAAUUCUCUCAGAAUAUAUUGGUCACAACCAUUUCAUUUAACUUUUAUUGAAACAUUAGACAAGAUUUAUUAUUUAACUUUUAUUCAACCAAAUUAUAAUUCAUCAACAAAAAUAAUUCAAAAAGUCGAUUCAUCACAUCGUUGUCCAUCAAUCAAUAAAUUAGUUAAUCAAGCAUUUGCUGAACUACAUCUCCUUCAACGUAUCAAAUCUUAUCAUUUUAUAUGUCAAAAAUACUCUCCUAAUUUGUUAUGUUUUCAUGAUGAUAUUCAUUUAUGUUUAUGCUAUGAUCAUAUGAAAAAACGUUUAGCCAAUUGUUUUAAUUUUGAUCAUAAUAUGAAAUUUGAUUGUUUUGGGCAAAGUGAAUGUGAAAAUAGUGGUCAAUGUUUUCAAGAUUCACCAGAUUGUCCAAAACGAUCAAUAUGCGUUUGUCGAUCAUGUUAUUAUGGAAAUCGAUGCCAAUUUAGUACAAGUGAAUUUGGUUUAUCACUUGAUGCUAUCUUAGCUUAUCAUAUUAUUCCUGAUCUUAAUAUUUCUUUUCAAACGUCGAUUGUUAAAUUAAGUCUAUCAUUAACAAUUGUUUUCAUAAUUAUUGGAUUAAUCAAUGGUUUUCUUUCAUUAAUUACUUUCAAAAAUAAAAGUGUACGUGAAGUUGGUUGUGGAAUUUAUUUAUUUAGUUCAUCAUUAACAACAAUAUUAACAAUGAUUAUAUUUGGAUUAAAAUAUUUUGUUUAUCUUUCAACACAAAUAUCUGUACCAUCAAAUGAUUUAUUUUUACGAAUUCAAUGUUAUUCACUUGAUUUUCUUCUUCGAAUAUGUCUUAUUAUGGAUCAAUAUUUAAAUGCUUGUGUUGCAUUAGAAAGAGCAAUAACAAUUGUUCGAAGUGUUCAUUUUGAUAAAAGCAAAAGUAAAAGAUUAGCUAAGAAAAUUGUAAUUAUUCUUUUCAUUGUCAUUAUUUCAACAUCAAUUCAUGAUCCAAUUUAUCGUCGUUUAUUUGGAGAAGUAGAAAAUGAUGACAAGAAAAGGAUUUGGUGUACUGUAAAAUAUUCUACAAAUCUACAAAUUUACAAUCGAAUUAUUAAUACAUUUCAUUUUUUUGUUCCAUUUUUAAUUAACUUUAUUUCAUCAAUUAUAUUAAUAACAAAAAAAUCUCAACUACAAUUUCAUCGUCAAAAAGAUCGAUCUUACAAAAAUAUAGUAUAUCGAGAAAUUCAACAUCAUCAACAUUUAUUAAUUGCACCAGUAGUUUUAUGUCUUCUUGCACUACCACGUUUAAUUAUUUCUUACUUAUCAAAAUGUAUGAUUUCAUCAAAAGACUCAUUGUUAUUUCUUUGUGGAUACUUUAUUUCAUUUAUACCGGCGAUGGUUAGUUUUCUUAUUUUUGUUUUACCAUCUGAGUUUUAUAGGAAAGAAUGUCGGAAAUCAGUUUCACAAUAUAAAAAUCUUAUUAGAAAACGUUUUCGUCAAAGAAUAUGAAAGUUAAUGAACAGAAAAAUGAUUCGGACAAUUAUCACAAAUGAUUAAAGUUUUUUUUUGGCUGAUUUCAAUGGAAAUUUUUUAGAUACACUGUAGAAUGCUUGUUGCUUUUGUGUGCCUCGAAUAUUUUACUUAACUUUAUUUUAAUGCUUCUGUUAAGUGUGCACUGUUUCUAAUACAUUUAUGAUUAUAAACUCGAUGAUGCGUUGUGUUAUAGGCGACAUCUCUCUCUCUCUCUCUCUCUCUCUCUGCCUAGAUCAAUUGUUAUACCUUCUAUCUCCCUAGAUCUUUUGUAUUAGUGAUAUCUUCUUUUGUUCCUGUGAUAUCUAUUCACUUUUCUUUGU
Messenger RNA from Adineta ricciae, 4916 nucleotides. Lineage: Eukaryota; Metazoa; Rotifera; Eurotatoria; Adinetida; Adinetidae. The record is from the annotation of a GenBank genome assembly.